AUGGCGAGCAUAUUGUUUGCAAAGCAUUCAUCGCUUUCCACAAGACAUUUUCAACUCAAAACUUACAUGAGCUUUGCGGUUUUGAUGAUCAUCUCAGUGUACUCAUUCUUCUACGACAAAGCUGUGAAUGGAAAACCUGAAACACUGAGUAUAGUUUUAAACGCUGCCUUUGCUUUGGUGUCAUUAAGCUUGGACAAAUUGGUUAGGUUUGGGGUUGAGAUUGGUAUGUUCUCUUAUUUCUUAGGUUGCUUUGCAGUUCAGCUGUUAACCAUCAACUGGAUGUUGAUUUUUGUUGCAAUAUUCUUUGGCUGUCCGCUUUUCGUUAUGCAUUCCUCUAUAAAUUCCCGACCAGAGGUAGCUACUGGAAUUCCUCUAUGA
Vicia faba (fava bean) is the source of this 378-nucleotide messenger RNA. The record is from the annotation of a GenBank genome assembly. Lineage: Eukaryota; Viridiplantae; Streptophyta; Magnoliopsida; Fabales; Fabaceae.